CCCUCUCUCUCUUACCUUCUUCUCCAUUGUUCACCUCACCCUCCGAUGCCCAUCCAACGACCACACCCACUUUAAUACCAGAUCCACAUUGCUUCAUCCCUUUCCCUCUCUCAUCCGCAUCGCCGGUAACAGAAAGAGCAUAGCAGCAGCAGACAUUAGGUAAGAGAGAGAGAGAGAGCGAGAGAGGGGAUGGUGGAAACCCACAUGCAGACCGGCACGACGAGGCGCGGCAGCAACCCCCGCCUCGAGUCUGCCGAUCUCGUCGGCAUCGACAUCCCGCCGACCCCGCCGAGCGACGCCCGCCCCGGCGCUAAGCAGGCCACCUCCUUCCUCUCGCUCAUCGUCCCCUUCCUCCUCGCGUCCUCCUCCCAUGCCCCCUCUUCCGGCGCUGCCGCUCCCGGCUCCUCUUCCUCCACCGUCGCCACCGCCUUCGUCAUCGGAUCUUGGUACUUUUCCAACAUCGGGGUGCUCCUGCUGAACAAGUACCUGCUCAGCAUCUACGGCUAUCGCUACCCCGUCUUCCUCACGGCGCUCCACAUGGCCUCCUGCUCCGCCUACAGCGCCGUUGCCCUGCGGUGGCUCUGCUUGGUUCCCUUCCAGCCCGUCUCCUCCCGCCGGCAGCUGUUCAAGAUCGCCGCCCUCGGCGCCAUCUUCUGUUUCUCCGUCGUCUGCGGCAACGCCUCCCUCCGGUUCCUGCCCGUCUCGUUCAAUCAGGCCGUCGGCGCGACCACCCCCUUCUUCACGGCCAUCUUCGCCCUCGCGAUCACCUGCCGCCGCGAGCCCUCCGCCGUCUACGUCGCGCUGCUCCCCGUCGUCCUCGGCAUCGUCCUCGCCAGCAACAGCGAGCCCCUCUUCCACCCCCUGGGCUUCCUCCUCUGCCUCGGCUCCACCUCCGGUCGCGCUCUCAAGUCCGUCGUCCAGGGCAUCCUCCUCACCUCCGACUCCGAGAAGCUCAACUCCAUGAACCUGCUCAUGCACAUGGCCCCCAUCGCCGCCGCCAUCCUGCUGCCCCUCUCCCUCUGGACCGAGCCCGGCGUCGUCCCCGCCACCGCCGCCAAGAUCCGCGACGACCCCUACCUCGCCCUCCUCCUCUUCGCCAACGCCACCAUCGCCUACCUCGUCAACCUCACCAACUUCCUCGUCACCAAGCACACCAGCGCCCUCACCCUGCAGGUGCUCGGCAAUGCCAAGGCCGCCGUCGCCGCCCUCGUCUCCGUUCUAAUCUUCCGUAAUCCCGUGACGGUCAUGGGUGUCACCGGCUUCGGCAUCACCAUCAUCGGCGUCGUGCUGUACAGCGAAGCCACGAAGAGGUCUAAGUCAUCGUCUUCUUCUUCGUAGCCUCAGUUAGGCAUUACUUCCCAUUACCACGCCGCCUACUACAUUCACCACCAUGAUUUCUCCUUCCACAAACUACAUUUUGUCAGUUAAAUUUGUUACGAGCACUGUUUAGAUCAAUAUCGUCCAUUGUUGGUGGAGAGGAGAAACCGUACCCUCUCCUGACUGCUGCCGCAACUGUUCUUAGCUUUGGUUUCCCUUAAAGCCGAAGGGAUAAGGAUGGUGAAUCUACUCUUCCACAAAACUCUUUUCUUUGAUGUGAAGAUUGGAAUUCUUUUUCUCUUGCGGAUAAUAAUUGGUUCCUUUUGGUGGGUCAGUAUUCACAGCUAAGUGGAUUGCAGAAUAUAUGCUCUAAUAUCCCCCUCAUUUCGCUGCUUUAACUUUGGUCAUUCACAUGUAUCUUAUCAAACCUUCUUUUCCGUGCGCCAUGAUUGCUGUCCAAGGGAAGCAGGUCCUGCGUAUAUAUCGAAGAAACUGGUGUUGGAAAAGGACAUGAUCUUUCUUCUGUCUCUGUAACGGGCGGUGAAUCGUUCCUGUUGCUUUCUUUUUACGUUGGUAUUGUUGCUUUUGUUUUCAUCUUAUUCGGUGGGACAUGUAGAAAUAACUCGAACCGAUCGGGCUGAUAAAUCUGGAUCGAUCGCAACAUUUAUUGAUCCGAAUUCGACUCAGUAAUCCGUUGGAUCGAGUUAGACAGGUCUCAUGUGGGACAAAUCGGGUUGGAGCGACGAAUGGCACGUGUGACGCGCGUAAUUGAGCACGGCUGAGCCACACCGUUUGGUUGUUCGUCAAGUUGUUACUGGGCCGUUGCUUCACGAACCGACUUGAGUCGAUAAUACGCUCACGUGGCACCGACGAGGUGAGGGGAUCGUGUCGGUGCACUCACGGGCGCGCGCCACAGUACGCGUUCGUUGUCGAAGAAUUUUUCUUCCUCGACUAUUCCCGGUUCCUCCGUGGCUCCUCCUGUCACCAUCACCUACGGAAGACAGAGGGCGCACCGCGAGGCAAGGGCGGAAGGAACCCCGCGUCUGCGAUAACCAAUGAAUUGCGAAAGAUAUUUCCAAAAUCUACGCCAAGCUUAUAUUCCAUGUUAGGAGAAGUGACGUCUAACAUCCAUGUAGCAGGAUUUUGACCAUCUCUUAUCUUUGCAGCUCGAGCAUCUAAACCUGUUGUGGGUUCAUCCAUGAAUAUGAUAGAAGGGCUAGAAACUAACUCUACUGCAAUUGUCAAUCGUUUCCGCUCUUCUGCUGCAAGUCCACUUACUCCUGAUGGCUUUUGCAACUGUUCUUGAAGAAGCCGGCCAAACUGGGAAGAUUCAAAAGAAUCUGAAAACUUUUGCACAGAUAGAUACUGAUAUUCCCCUUCGCAUCUCAUCACCUAUUAUUAUGUCUGCACACUCAUGCAAGCCAAGUAUCUGAAAAGAUAGGUCAUUUAAAUGUAAGAAGAUACUGAACGAGAUUUUUAUUCCAUGGACAGCAAACUAAUUUGUCAACAAAGCCACACAAAAAGAAACAAAAGAAGAGAUAUGCAAAAGAUACAUGAGCAAGCAAGGAGAUGGUGGAUCCUCCAGCCUCACCACCAGGGAAAAGGAAUGCUGACAUCGAGGGAGAUGGGAAACUAGUAUGGAGGUUAUUUGCAAGCUUGUGAAGACUGAUCCACUACAUCUGUUCUUGACACAGCUUAUCUUACUUGGCUUGAGAUCCACAUAAGCACUAAUUCUAUUGAGUUCAGGGACAUUUCGGCCAUGGACAUUUAGGGCAUGCCACAGUAAGCCGAGCGAAUCUAGGUGAUGAAGUUGCAGCUUUUUCCACCAUCAGAUGAUAAAGACUGACGGUGGAGGUUAUAUUGAGUGGAUAAACAAUUUGCUACCAGCUUCAUGAGCAUAGAAAUCCGACGAAGCUUCAGGCAUACAUUUCUCCUAUAUUCUACCUUAUACUCCCUGUUUAGCUGCUGAAUGGUUUAGUCCAUGGCACCUAAAUCAGGCAAGUUCUAGCUGAAACAGUGUUUACUCAACAUUAUAGCAAGUAUAAACAAAAAAAGGUGCAGGCGUUGCGGGAUCAAAGGAAGAAAAGAUACUAAGAGAAGGCAUCAUCUUCUCAAGGACUCAAACCCAACUGGUGAUCAAGGUCAAGAACACGUGUUCGUCUUACUAGAGCAUGGUGGCAAGUCUACCUGAGCAGUGUUGAUGACGGCAUUGGGGAGGGUGGGAAGAACCCUCUUCCGAACUGUCGCCUCCGUCUCCACCGACAGUUCCUCGAACCUGACUUCGACCUUGGGAGCCUCAACGCCCAACCUGCAAUCACCAAGCAACAUCUUACAGAUACACUGCAACACAGUAAUGGGGACCUUCGACAUGGCGGAAGAUUAUGGGUUUGACCUGCACCUGCAGAGGGCCUGUUGCUCGUCAUCACAACGUCGUUGCAUGAGAAGUCUGGCACCAGUCACAGUCAGUCCCACGUCAGAAACUGGGUGGAAGCUGCGAGCUCGACGUCCGCCGUAGAAGUCCAUGCAGCAUUUAUUUCUUUUAUCCGUGGCGGUCAGAACUUAUCUAACACCGAAGACAUUCUCCCAUUAAUUAUGCCAUUUCGUGCACGAAAAUAA
Musa acuminata AAA Group (dessert banana) is the source of this 3933-nucleotide messenger RNA. RefSeq names its product probable sugar phosphate/phosphate translocator At1g12500. NCBI's taxonomy places the organism in Eukaryota, Viridiplantae, Streptophyta, Magnoliopsida, Zingiberales, Musaceae. The transcript is spliced from 11 exons. The record is from RefSeq and is a predicted model, not a curated record. The coding region runs from base 190 to 1338 and encodes 382 amino acids. Gene Ontology annotation, molecular function: antiporter activity. Gene Ontology annotation, cellular component: Golgi apparatus.